GAGGGGCGCUGGGGCGGCGAGUGGAGCUUCGGGAGCCGAGCGGGACGCGACGGCGGUGCCGGGUGCCGGGGCUGGAGCGGGCUCCCGGCCGCAGGGAGCGAGGGACGGCGCGGAGCCGCUGCGGACGGUACAGCAUGUGUGCAGAGCUCACUAACGGAUGUUAAAUAUAUGGAGAUAGGUAUAUCUCAUAGAACUGGAAGGAACCUUGAAAGGUCAUCAAGUCCAGUCCCCUGCCUUCACUAGCAGGACAAAGUACUGAUUUUGUCCUAGAUCCCUAAAUGGCCCCCUCAAGGAUUGAGCUCACAACUUUGAGCAUUGGCCUGCUAAACCCAAACCACUGAACUAUCCCUCCCUCGUGUUCUAUGGCAAGUACAUCAGAAGAAGGUGUAACAGGCUGUAAAAUUCAGCUUGAAUUCUUGGUCUCAGGAGUGCCAGGAAACUCAGAAAAGGAAUUAAUUGGAAGAAUAUUGAUCUAGACUUGAAGAAGUGGAACACAUCAGCAACAUAAUACCAGAUCCUGGUGCUUUUUGAAUCUUUGGAGGAUUGUAUUCUUUAGGAAUUCCUAUUGACAUUUUAACUAUCCCAUUUAGUACAUUUUUAAUCUGUUUGUACAUAAAGAUUAAUCUGGACAACUUGAGUUUUGUUAUUGUUUAAUUACAUUAUUGAAUGUUAAAAUAUUUGCCAAGAUGAGUGCAGAAGGAUACCAGUACAGAGCUUUAUAUGACUACAAAAAAGAGCGAGAAGAAGACAUUGACUUGCACUUAGGGGAUAUAUUAACUGUGAAUAAAGGUACCUUAGUAGCACUUGGAUUUAGUGAAGGGGAAGAAGCGAAGCCUGAGGAAAUUGGUUGGUUGAACGGCUGUAAUGAAACCACAGGGGAGAGGGGGGAUUUUCCAGGAACUUACGUAGAAUAUAUUGGAAGAAAAAAAAUAUCUCCCCCGACUCCGAAGCCUCGUCCUCCUCGACCCCUUCCUGUAGCACCAAGUUCUGCAAAAGUUGAAGCAGACAGUGAGCAGCAAGCUUCUACACUUCCAGAUCUUACAGAGCAAUUUUUGCCUCCUGACGUCGCUCCACCAGUUCUUAUCAAGAUAGUGGAGGCUAUUGAAAAGAAAGGUCUGGAAUGUUCAACUUUGUACAGAACACAAGGGUCAAGCAGUAUUGCAGAAGUAAGACAAAUCCUUGAGUGUGAUGCCUCAUCAAUGGAUUUUGAGCCAAUUGAUGUGCAGAUCUUAUCAGAUGCUCUCAAGAGGUAUCUUCUGGACCUGCCAAAUUCUGUCAUUCCAGCAUCUGUUUACAGUGAAAUGAUUUCAGGAGCUCAAGAAGUGCAGAGCUCGGACGAAUAUGCUCAGUUGCUGAAGAAACUCAUCAGGUCUCCAAAUAUACCUCACCAGUAUUGGCUCACUCUCCAAUAUUUGCUCAGACAUUUCUUCAGACUUUGUCAAACCUCCAGCAAAAAUCUCUUGAAUGCAAGAUCCUUAGCUGAAAUUUUCAGCCCUCUGCUUUUCAAAUUCCAGUUAGGAAGUUCUGAUAAUGCUGAACACCUCGUAAAAAUCCUAGAAGUUUUAAUCACAAGUGAAUGGAAUGAGAGACAGCCUGUACCAGCACUGCCUCCUAAACCACCAAAACCUAAUGCUGUAAUUAACAACGGUAUGAAUAACAACAUGUCUUUACAAGAUGCUGAAUGGUAUUGGGGAGAUAUCUCAAGGGAAGAAGUAAAUGAGAAGCUUCGUGACACUGCUGAUGGUACCUUUUUGGUACGAGAUGCUUCUACCAAAAUGCAUGGAGACUACACGCUUACAUUAAGGAAAGGGGGAAAUAACAAAUUAAUCAAAAUAUUUCACCGAGAUGGGAAAUAUGGCUUUUCCGACCCAUUAACUUUCAACUCUGUGGUUGAGCUAAUAAACCACUACCGGAAUGAGUCUCUAGCCCAGUAUAAUCCUAAACUGGAUGUAAAAUUACUUUAUCCAGUAUCCAAGUACCAGCAGGAUCAAGUUGUAAAAGAGGACAGUAUUGAAGCAGUGGGAAAGAAAUUACAUGAAUAUAACACUCAGUUCCAAGAAAAGAGUCGAGAAUAUGACAGACUCUAUGAAGAUUAUACCAGAACAUCUCAGGAAAUUCAAAUGAAAAGAACAGCUAUUGAAGCAUUUAAUGAAACAAUAAAAAUAUUUGAAGAGCAGUGCCAGACACAAGAAAGAUACAGCAAAGAGUAUAUUGAAAAGUUUAAACGGGAAGGAAAUGAAAAAGAAAUUCAAAGAAUAAUGCAUAACUAUGAGAAGUUGAAGUCUCGAAUAAGUGAAAUUGUGGACAGCAGACGUAGACUAGAAGAGGAUUUAAAGAAGCAAGCAGCUGAAUAUAGAGAGAUUGAUAAACGUAUGAACAGUAUUAAACCAGACCUUAUACAGCUGAGAAAGACAAGAGACCAGUACUUGAUGUGGUUGACUCAAAAAGGUGUUCGGCAAAAGAAGUUAAAUGAAUGGCUGGGCAAUGAAAAUACAGAAGACCAAUACUCUAUGGUGGAAGAUGAUGAGGAUUUGCCCCAUCAUGACGAGCGAACAUGGAAUGUGGGAAAUAUCAACAGAAGCCAAGCUGAAAAUCUGCUGCGGGGAAAACGGGAUGGAACGUUCCUUGUUCGGGAGAGCAGCAAACCGGGCUGCUAUGCCUGCUCUGUUGUGGUGGAUGGAGAAGUAAAGCACUGUGUCAUAAACAAAACUCCUACUGGGUAUGGAUUUGCAGAGCCAUAUAACUUGUACAGCUCUCUUAAAGAACUGGUGCUACAUUACCAACACACAUCACUCGUGCAGCACAAUGACUCUCUCAAUGUCACACUAGCCUACCCAGUAUAUGCACAGCAGAGACGAUGAAGACCUUAAUGCUCUGUUUUAAAACAAAAAAAUCAACAACACUGAGGCCUCUGGAGAGAGAAGGUUCCUUUCAGCCUGAUUUGUGAAUUUCAGCUGCAGUAUCAAAGCUGUCUGUCUUCAGAUGGGACUAGAGCUUUCUUGACAACUGCAGUGGGAGAGAUCACAGUAUUAAGCUGUGAAUGUAUGUUUCUAAUCUAAAGUGCUUUUUUAUUGAGAAAAGAAAAACACAACAAGAGAGGGAAAUGCUAUACCUAUCUCCCUGCAGGAACAUAGAGGCCUUUAACCAUGGUGCUUGUUUACGAUCUCUUUGAAGCUUUACCAGCUAGAAUGUGGGAUUCUGCAGACCCAAGGGGCAACAGGUCUGUGUAAUUCUGUUAAUGGAAUUUCUCAGUCAUGGCGAGGUUCAGAUUUGGUGUUGCUGUACUCAGUGGAUCCAGGCACAGAGCAUUGUGGAUUUUCGUUUCCUGAUGAAUGAUAUGUAGCAGAAUGGCACUUUCACUUAUAAGGGACACUUUAAAAAGACUUCGGUUACAGUAUGUUGUUCAGAGGAAAUGAUGUAGUAGCAAAGUGCCAGGAAGUGUUUUGUUUAGACGUUUAAAAUCCCGUGUUAAGAACAUAUUUAAGACUGAAGAGAAUGGGACUUUCAAUGGCAUACGGUAUAUAAAAAUGUACAUAGUGGAUGACUAACGAUCAUCAAUGGAAACUAUCAAUACCAAACUGCUUCUAUUUUCUCGUUUCUGUUUGCUGAAAGCUGAAUCCUUAGACAGUGCUAUGCAAUACUGAAUUUUCUUUUGGUUGUAUUUCUUUUUCAAGUAUACCUACAGGAUAAGCUUUUUUCUGUUUUUUGUUGCCUGAAAAUGUUUUUCCUGAGUAUUAUUUUUUGUUAAUAUUCAUUUUGUUGUUCGGAGUUUUUUGUUUUGUUUUGUUUUUUUAAGAAAUGUACAGGAUGCCAGUAAAAGUUGGCUUCAGAAUUAAAACUAUGAAUAUUUUACAGUUUUCCUUGUAUAGAAGGUUUAAAAAGUUUUUGUGGGUUUUUUUGGUUUUUUUUUUUUUUUUUACUAAAUAUUUUGUUGGGCAGUGCCUGAUAAGCUUCAAAGCUGCUUUAUUCAAUAAAAAUAUAUGAGCAUUACAAAGUAUCACUGAGUCUAACAAUAUUGUUUCAAGGAUAUCUUUAGAAUAUGGUACCACGCUAUAUUUGCUUCUUAAAGCCUUUUGAACUUCUGUCCUGAUUGUCUUUGUAUUUGGAAGGGAAAAAAAAAUGUGCAUCCUCUUCUGAAUGUUACUGUGGAAGAACAAAUGAAAAACUGGAUACAAUAGUAGUCAGUUUGGAUUUCAAGUUCAAUCCACAUAGUAAAUCCAUCGUAAAAAGUAAAUCCAGCAUCUUGACCGACCAUGGUAGACUUUUUGUCAGCAUGUCAAGAUACCUUUCAUUUCAUAUGAAGGAAGAUUCUCUAAAAUGUUUGGUUUUUGUAUUACUAGAAAAAGACCCCCAAGUUUGUUCUGAACAAUAGAGUACAAGAUAGAGUAAAUUCAGAUGGGAAAACCUUGCUUUUUUAACAUUACAAUUUCCAUAACACACUUUUGUUAUUUUCACAAACUUAUUUACUGAAAGGUAAUGUCAUCUAAAAGAACAAAUUUAAAAUUCCAGGUACCAAAGAGUUACAGGAUUUCUAUUAGUUAAAGAAACAAAGGAUGUCAGUGUCCCAUUUACCAAAAUUGUAAAGGAUUAUUCAUUGUGGGUUUCUGACAUGGUUAUCCACUCACAACAGUGGAUAAAUUCAUGCUGCUACUUCACGUUUUGUGGAUUAAUAGGGCAAUGAUGUCUAAGAGGAAUCUUAAAGAUUUUUUAGUCCAGCUGAGAUAUGAAUUGGUUUUUCCUUGAACUACAAGUGGAACAGCCUUUAUUGUUAAAGGGAGCUAGUUGCAUGCACAAUGGCAGGAAUAAAUCCCAUUGAGUUCUCCGACUAUUGCCCCCCUUUAAAAAAUGUACAUCUCUUAAAACAAAGUAUUAAGUACUUAUUUAGAAAUUUUUACCUUUUAGAAAUACUGUUAGGCAAUUAGUUUGUCACCUGUGGUUUAUUUCUACAUUACCUCUUCAUUUCUGAUGCUGUGAGGUUUUUGUUUUUAUUUUGUUUUUGGUUUUUUAGCCUGUUGACUUUGCUUUUCUGUGGAAUGUAUUUUAUCUUACCAGAACCUAAUCUUUCACAUAUCAGGGAGCAAAGCUCAACCAUCAUUAAUGUCUCAGGACAAUUACAAUUUCAAAAUCAUGCUGAACUUUUUUCCAGUUAUACAAGCCUACAAGUUCAUCUCUCCUUCCCAGGCAGACUUCUCAGAGUGAGACAAUCUAAAUUUGUUUUUUGUAAUGCCUUUCCUUUACUUCACCAAUAAUUCUGCUUUAAAUGUCAUUCAACAGAGCUCGAAAUUCAAAUCCAUCCAGUACACAGCAGUUAAGCAACCUUCAUACUAUGUCAAAAUAUCCUUGUAAGGAUAAACAAAAAUUAAAAAUGUUGGAGGAAAAGUAUUACAAUUAUUUUCUUUAGGCAAAAUGUAUAUAGCCUGGAUUGAUGUAUCACUUAAAACACUUUUCAGGAAAGGAUGUAGUUAGACCUGGGGUUCUCAGACAUUUUUAGUGGUGACCCCUUUCACACAGCAAGCCUCUGAGUGCGACCCCCCCCUUAUACAUUAAAAACACUUUUUUAUAUAUUUAACACCAUUAUAAAUGCUGGAGGCAAAGUGGGGCUUGGGGUGGAGGCUGACAGCUCGCGACCCCCAGUUUGAGAACCCCUGGGUUAGACAUUUAGGACCUGACUUUCCUCUCAUGUCCACAGAAGUCAGUGGGCCUAGUUCUCAGCUGGGAUCCAUUGGGUUGCUCCAUUGCCUUCAGUGGUGCUAGGCCGAUUUACACUACCUGAGGAUCUGUGCUUAUGGUGGAGAAAAACUAGUAUAUGUGAGAAUCAGGCCCCUGUCUUCUCUUGCACAAACAAGGACAAACAAGCACAAAGCUAAGAAGAUUUUUUCAUUAAGGCAUCUUAAGGUGAAAUUUAGCCUGCACAAGGUCUAUGCACUACUUAAGGAUCAUUUAAACCCUCAAAAUAGGGCUUUAGUUGGUUUGAUGUGGUGCCUAGUCCAUGUGUGGACUCUGCAAAGUGAGUUGUAUAGUACUGCAGCUUUGUCAAACACCCUUUUUGAUUGCUGAGGUUUAUGUCUUUAAUAUAUUGUAUGAUCCACUCACUUUGGUUGAACUAAACCAGCUUUAAUAUACCUGGAAACUCAAACUUCAUAUGAACAUGAAACAAAGAUAUGUUGAUGUAACUGAAGAAACAUGGUGCUUUUAAUGUAAUUUAGCGGAAUUUUUUCCAUCUAAUAUGAUUAAAGUGUUUGAAUACUUAAGUCUCUGAGUUGCCGCAGUACUUUUUACAAGGCUGCUGAAAGGUAGAUGUACAUGUGACCACAAGAAAAGUGAGAGAAAGCAAAUUAUUGUUUCUUUAAACUGAAGCUUAGAUUUCGUGUGUGGGUGUGAAUGGAUCAUAAGCUAGAUGCACCUUUCACCAAACAGUGUCAUUUUCUCAUUCAAGCACAUGCUGUCACUCAUUUCUUUGUUUAAAAAUAAAUACACACACACACAAACCCUUUUAGGUGAAAGUUGUUUCCAAAUAAAGUGAGAAGAUUGUGUAGUUCUGUUUUUAAAAACAACUCAUCUGGAUGGUUCACUUAUCUAUCAAAAAAUCUGUAAAGCCAAAUCUUCUGUUUAACGCCAGCUGUUCUGUAGAAAAGGAGUGGCUUUGUCUUGUAAUUGGCAAUGAACUAUAAUGCUUGGGAAAUCCUUCUGAUGCUUCUAAUUGGGAAAACUUCUGCCAGUUAUAACACAGUGCUUUUGCUAUGCAUGGUAUUCAGUUGGGAAAGUGAAUCCUGAUAUUAUUUUUCUUCGGGGUCACUUUAGAAAUGGGCAGCUCAACGCACAAUGCCUCCCAUGGGACAAGGUUCCAAAAUGCAACAUUCUGUACAAAAAAAAAUAUGAACUAUUACUAUCAUAGAAGGCCAAACUGGACUGGUGUGUGAGUUGAUAGUUACAUUGCACUUGUCCCUAUGAGACUGCAUUAGCUGCCCACGAUGCUGCUAUUUUUUGUAUUCUUGUUUUAAAAAAUAAAGCUCUGUUCUGUUAAAUGUCUUUAAAACAUUAAAAUGACUUUGUUUAAAAAAUGGUUUUGGAGGAGAUGGAAGGUAGGAUGGGUUGUAAAUUGCCUUUACAAGGCAAUAAUAAAAAUGUGCCUCCUUGAAAUUUUGUUCAAGCUAUAGAUUUGAUGGAGCUGUGUCUUGUUUUUAAGUUGCUUUAAAAAUUGUACUAGGUCUUCAAACAGAAUAAAGAUUGUUUUGAAACUGCA
Molecule: messenger RNA, 7243 nt
Organism: Mauremys mutica (yellowpond turtle)
Lineage: Eukaryota; Metazoa; Chordata; Testudines; Geoemydidae
Gene: PIK3R1
Product: phosphoinositide-3-kinase regulatory subunit 1
Exons: 16
Coding region: 687-2861 (724 amino acids)
Biological process (GO): insulin receptor signaling pathway; phosphatidylinositol phosphate biosynthetic process
Cellular component (GO): phosphatidylinositol 3-kinase complex
Molecular function (GO): protein binding; 1-phosphatidylinositol-3-kinase regulator activity
Source: RefSeq, a predicted model, not a curated record